AACAUUACAACCUUUAUAAACCAAAGUAUCUCUCUCUCUCUAUAUAUAUAUAUCUAAACUAGAUUUAUAUAUCUCAUAGUAUAUCACAAUCUUCUUUAUUGACAUACUUUUUUCUGGGUAUUGUUUAAUCUGACUUGUUUUUUGUGGGUUUUGAAAAUAAAGUGUUAAUUUGGCCUUUUAUAAGAAUUUCUUGAAAACUUGUGCUCUGCAAUGGAAGAGAAAUAUGAGCCAUUGAAGGAACUUGGUUCUGGGAAUUUUGGAGUGGCGAGAUUGGUUAGAGAUAAGAAAACUAAAGAGUUGUUUGCUGUCAAAUACAUUGAAAGAGGCAAAAAGAUUGAUGAAAAUGUCCAGAGAGAGAUCAUUAACCACAGGUCUUUAAGGCAUCCAAACAUCGUCAGAUUUAAGGAGGUUUCUUUAACUCGGUCACAUUUGGCUAUAGUCAUGGAAUAUGCAGCUGGUGGGGAACUCUUCAGUAAGAUCACCAGUGCUGGCAGAUUCAGUGAAGAUGAGGCUCGGUUUUUCUUCCAACAACUUCUAUCAGGAGUCAGCUACUGUCAUUCCAUGGAAAUUUGUCACAGGGAUCUGAAACUAGAGAAUACUCUCCUAGACGGGAGUCCAAGCCCACGUCUCAAAAUAUGCGAUUUUGGUUAUUCAAAGUCUGGUUUAUUGCACUCGCAACCAAAAUCUACUGUUGGAACACCAGCUUACAUUGCCCCGGAGGUUCUGUCUCGGAAAGAAUAUGAUGGAAAGAUUGCAGAUGUUUGGUCCUGUGGGGUGACUCUGUAUGUUAUGCUUGUUGGAGCUUACCCUUUUGAGGAUCCAGAGGAUCCUCGGAAUUUCCGUAAAACUAUUGGGAGAAUCGUGAGUGUUCAGUACUCAAUACCAGAUUAUGUACGUGUCUCUGCUGAUUGUAGACAUCUUCUUUCACAUAUAUUUGUUGCCAACCCCUCCAAGAGGAUCACAAUUGCGGAUAUCAAGAAACAUCCAUGGUUUCUAAAGAACAUGCCGAAAGAUUUGGUUGAAGGCGAGAAAACAAACUAUGAGAAUGCAAGCCGUGACCUGUCACUGCAGAGUGUUGACGAGAUCAACCGGAUCAUACAAGAAGCGAAGGUUCCUGGUGAAGGCUCUGCAACUACUGGUGGCCAGGUAGACAUUGGCGGGUCACUAGAUCCUGACGAGGAGGAAUUCGAUUUGGAGAAUGAGAUUGACUAUAGUGGAGACCAUUCUGGCCAUAUCUGACGAUAAUUUAUCUAACCAAAAUCUCUUACGUUUGUAUUGUUUAUAUUUCUGGACUCGACAUUCAUAUGAUUUCAUAAUAUUUAUGUAAUGGACAGAAUAAAUUAUGAAAUUGAAGUCGUGAGUUUAUUAUGAUA
Molecule: messenger RNA, 1373 nt
Organism: Erigeron canadensis
Lineage: Eukaryota; Viridiplantae; Streptophyta; Magnoliopsida; Asterales; Asteraceae
Product: serine/threonine-protein kinase SAPK3-like
Exons: 9
Coding region: 211-1239 (342 amino acids)
Biological process (GO): intracellular signal transduction; protein phosphorylation
Molecular function (GO): protein serine/threonine kinase activity; ATP binding
Source: RefSeq, a predicted model, not a curated record